Quercus robur (English oak) is the source of this 2226-nucleotide messenger RNA. RefSeq names its product receptor-like protein 32. Lineage: Eukaryota; Viridiplantae; Streptophyta; Magnoliopsida; Fagales; Fagaceae. The record is from RefSeq and is a predicted model, not a curated record. The transcript has a single exon. The coding region runs from base 1 to 2226 and encodes 741 amino acids. Gene Ontology annotation, molecular function: protein binding.
AUGGAAAUUUUCCAUUCUAUCUUGAAUCUAUCUCAGCUUGUUCAUCUUUCCAUCUCAUCCAACAAUUUCCAUGGUCAACUUCCAUCUACGUUGGGAAACCUUACAAAGCUCAUUUCUCUAGAUUUUAGCAAUAACCUUUUUCAUGGUCAACUUCCAUCUACAUUGGGAAACCUUGCAAAGCUCAUUUAUCUAGAUCUUAGCAAUAACCUUUUUCAUGGGGAAAUACCAUCUUUCCUAGGAAAUCUUACUCAACUGGAAUAUUUAUCCCUUCGAAAUAACACUUUCGAUGGCAGGUUCCCAAUUUUACUAACAAAUCUUACUAAACUCCAAAAUAUUGUUAUCUCAAGAAAUCAGUUGAUAGGUCCAAUUCCAUGUGAAAUAGGUAAACUUCCUCAAUUAUCUUACAUCAACUUGGGUUAUAGCUCACUCAGUGGAGCCAUCCCGUCUUCUUUGUUUACAAUGACUUCAUUGUCUAGCCUAUAUCUAUCCCAAAAUCAUUUGACCGGCCCUCUCAAAAUCCAAAACAUAUCUUCAUCCCCAUUGCAGGCCUUGUUUUUGAGUGGAAACAAAUUAUAUGAACCAAUUCCAAGGUCAAUCUCUAAUUUCAGUCAACUUGAAAUUCUAGGCCUUUCUUCAAUCAACGUAAAAGGCAUGAUGGAGCUAAACAUUUUCUUUGAGCUUAAACGAAUUAAAUAUCUCGUUCUUUCAGGUAAUAAUUUGUUGAUCUCAAAAGGAAAGGUCAAUUCCUCCCUUCCAAAGUUUAAAGUGUUGUAUUUGUCUUUUUGCAAUUUACGUGAAUUUCCAGAUUUCUUAGAAACCCAAAAUGAAUUAGCCUCUUUAGACCUCUCCAGUAACAAAAUUGAAAGCAAAGUUCCCAAAUGGUUUUGGAAUGUUGGAAAAGAGACAUUGCAGAGAUUGAAUCUGUCUUUUAACCUUUUGAGCAGUUUUGAGCAACCCUUAAAAGUUCUUCCUUGGAAAAAUAUGGCAUAUUUAGACUUGCGUUCCAACAUGUUGCAAGGAUUGCUUCCAAUUCCCCCACUGUCUACAAACUAUUUUUUUGCCUCCAACAAUACUCUGACCGGAAGAAUCCCUCCAAUGAUUUGCCAGGUAAAUUCUCUCCAAGUUCUUGAUUUAUCUAACAACCAGCUGACCGGUCAAAUUCCACAAUGUUUAGGUAAGUUUAGCACUUCUCUUGCAGUAUUGAAUAUGAGAAGCAAUCGCUUUCAAGGAAAAUUGCCAAAAACAUUCAUAAAAGGGAGGAAUUUGAGGACAUUAGAUGUGAGUCGCAACCAAAUAAAAGGGAAGAUUCCACGAUCAUUGGUAAAGUGUAUAAAGUUGAAGGUUUUGAAUCUUGGAAAUAACAACAUGAAUGACAUAUUCCCCUUUUGGUUGGAGUCUUUGCCAGAGUUGCAAAUUCUUAUCUUGCGAGCAAAUGGAUUCUAUGGUCCCAUUCGGGGUCCUCAUACCAAUGUUAGCUUUUCGAAGUUGCAUGUUAUUGAUCUCUCUCACAACAAUUUCUCUAGCCGGCUACCAUCAGAAAUUUUCAAAACCUGGAAUGCAAUGUUAAUGGUCCAUGGAAAAAUGAAUUCAAAACCAGAGUACAUGGGAGAUGACUUAGGUUAUUAUGAAGACUCAAUAACCGUGAUGAAUAAGGGAAUAGAAAUGAAGUUGGUAAAGAUCUUGACCAUCUUCAUAUCUAUUGAUCUCUCUAACAACAGAUUUUAUGGUGAAAUUCCAAAUACCAUGGGGAAUCUCAAGGAGUUAAUUGUACUCAACUUAUCAAGCAACAGUUUCACAGGUCCUAUUCCAUCAUCCUUUGGGAACCUAACUGAGCUCCAGUUGUUGGAUCUCUCUCAAAAUAAGUUCCUAGGGGAAAUCCCUCAGCAACUAACAAGUCUCACAUUUCUUGCAUAUUUAAAUCUCUCCCAAAACCAACUUAUAGGUCCAAUUCCCCAAGGUAGACAGUUUGGGACAUUUCAAAAUUCCUCAUUUGAGGGAAACUUGAGAUUGUGUGGGUUUCCGUUGUCCAAGAAAUGUGAAAAUAUUGAGACACCAACUUUUUGGCCAAGCCAAGAAUCAUCUUUUGGAGAAGGAUUCAAUUGGAAAGUGGUAAUGAUUGGAUAUGCUAGUGGACUGCUAGUUGGAUUGGUUAUUGGACAUGUCAUCAUCUCAAGGAGGCUAGAUUGGUUUGCAAGAACUUUUGGAGUGAAUCUACAUAUUCAAUGA